This is a messenger RNA of Clupea harengus (Atlantic herring), 3647 nucleotides long. RefSeq names its product F-box protein 41 (gene fbxo41). The record is from RefSeq and is a predicted model, not a curated record. Gene Ontology annotation, molecular function: protein binding. Lineage: Eukaryota; Metazoa; Chordata; Actinopteri; Clupeiformes; Clupeidae.
CCUCUACACGCCUUCACAGCGGAGGCGCGCGUAGUCUACUGCAGAGUGGUGCGCGUGACGUCAAUGCUGGAGCGGUUCCUUGGCUCAGGAGGAAAAAUGGGGAGAAAAUUGCGAGAUUGACUGAUGCCGGGCUGCCUGCUGAACUUUGCUAGAUGGACUUGUGUCUUGGCGUAACGGCUGACAGGAGCGGAGGUGUAGUGGAUUAGGAGUAGAAGUGGAGGUUAUUGCAUCAAAGAGAACUGACCCCCCAUAACCCAGCCUCUGUCUGUGCAUACAGAAACCCAGCUCACAAGCACGUGCACGUGUGUUUGUGUGUGCUGGUCGCUCACUAUGCGGGUGACCCCUCUUCUCUUGUUCCAGUCGCCCCCUCUCCUAGUCGCCCCCUUGGUCCCCCCAGUGUCUGAGAUGAGAAGAUUCGGGUGCUGCUGUUGCAUGAGGCAGUUCCGCCCCGUGUGAUUGUCUCCUCAGCCCCGCUCCCCAUCGCACUGAGGUGGUGGGCCCGGAAUGGCCUCUCUGGACCUGCCCUAUCGCUGUCCUCGCUGCGGGGAGCACAAGCGCUUCCGGAGCCUGUCGUCCCUGCGCGCCCACCUGGAGUACAACCACACCUACGAGACCCUCUACGUCCUCUCCAAGUCCAACAGCGUGUGUGACGCCGCUGCCCUGCUCCCCCUGGUGGCCGCUGACAGCGCGCUGCUAAACCAGGCCACCGCCGCUGCGUCCGCCUCCCCCUACCGUGAGCUGCCCUGCCCGGACGACCUCGGCCUGACCCCUUCGACUGCCCGCUAUCUGCCCAACGUGGAGUUCCCACUGGGGGACAUCUUCGUGAAGAAAGCCAUGAGCUCGGCUGACGGGCCCCCCAACCCCAGCAGCACGGUGAUGGCCGUAGCGGCGGCGAACGUGGCGGCCAGCGCGGUGGAGGCCGCCUACGAGGAGGGCCUGGCGCGGCUGAAAGCGCGGGCCUUCGAGCGUCUGGAUCUGGACGAGCGUCUGGAGAAGCUGUCGGAGGAGGUGGAGCAGAAGAUAGCUGAGCGCGUGGGCCGGCUACAGUCUGAGCUGGAGAGGAAGAGCUCGGAGCUGGAGAGGGCCAAAGUGGAGAGUGAGCGGCUCAGCCAGGAGAAGCACGACCUGGAGAGCAAGGCCUCGGAGCUCUCGCGGCAGGUGGACGUCUCAGUGGAGAUGCUGGCCAGCCUCAAGCAGGAUCUUGUCAACAAGGAUCAGGAGCUCUCACACAAGCAACAAGAGGUGGCUCAGAUCGACCAGUUCCUCCAGGAGACGGCCGCGCGGGAGGCUAACGCUAAGGUGCGGCUGCAGCAGUUCAUUGAGGAGCUCCUGGACCGGGCUGACCGUGCUGAGAAACAGCUCCAGAUCAUCAGCAGCUGUGGCACCACACCCAAUGGCAGCCUGGGACGCUGCAGCGUGCAGGAGUCAAAGGGCAACGGACGACAGAGGAAUUCCAGUAUCUCGGGAACGUCCAGAGGCAUGUACCAGGUGUCAGACCGGCACUCCCCAAGCACAGGGGUGCCAGGCCGCGUGAAGUCCGUGUCACAGGGCUCGGGUGUUGGCUAUGACAGCGACAGUGUGGAGAUGCACCCCAUGGACGAGUGUCUGGAGGCCCAGUACUACCAUGUGCAGUGCCGGCUGGGCGAGGGCGGUGGCGGCGGCGGCGGCGGUGGCGGCGGUGGCUACGAUCGGGCAGGGGCCUCGCGUAGCUGGGGGCUCCGGAAGCAGGCCAUCCAGAACUGGCAGCGGCGUCCGUACCGUAACAGCACAGAGGGCGAGGAGGGAGACGUGUCGGAUGAUGUGGGCUCCUGCUCACGCACCACCGAGUCCGAGGCCGAGCUCUGGGAGCAGGAGCACCGCGUCCCCACAGACUGCCAGCAGCCCUGCAGAUCUGCAUACCGCCUGGGUCGCUCUGAGGGGGGGUACAGGCCCUGCCGCCACGAGAAGAGCCCCUCGCGGUCGAAUGAGGUGAUCAGCCCCGAGAUACUGAAGAUGAGGGCGGCCCUCUUCUGCAUCUUCACCUACCUGGACACCAAGACGCUGCUGCGCGCCGCGGAGGUGUGCCGCGACUGGAAGUUUGUGGCGCGACACCCGGCCGUGUGGACGCGCGUCCUGCUGGAGAACGCACGCAUCUCCUCCAAGUUUUUAUCUACACUGUCGCAGUGGUGCACGCAGACCCACUCACUCAUUCUCCAGAACCUCAAACCCAGGCAGAGGGGAAAGAAGGAGACGAAAGAAGAAUACCUCAAGAGCACACGUGGCUGUCUUGAGGAGGGCUUGGAGGCCUUGCUGAAGGCCACCGGUGGGAACCUGCUCAUCCUGAAGGUGUCCCACUGCCCCAACCUGCUCACUGACCGCUCGCUCUGGCUGGCCAGCUGCUACUGCCGCGCCCUGCAGGCUGUUACCUACAGGAGUGCUACAGACCCUGUUGGACAGGAGGUGAUCUGGGCUUUGGGGGCAGGCUGCAGAGACAUCAUCUCCCUGCAGGUGGCGCCAUUGCAUCCAUGCCAACAGCCAGCACGCUUCAGCAACCGAUGCCUGCAGACCAUUGGCCGGUGCUGGCCACACCUCCGUGCCCUGGGAGUGGGAGGAGCUGGAUGUGGUAUCCAAGGCCUGGCAUCUCUGGCACGGAAUUGCAUGAGGCUGCAGGUGCUGGAGCUGGACCAUGUGAGUGAGAUCAACCAGGAGGUGGCCGCUGAGGUCUGCAGGGAGGGGCUGAAGGGCCUGGAGAUGCUGGUCCUCACCUCCACACCGGUCACGCCCAAGGCCUUGCUGCACUUCAACAGUGUGUGCCGUAAUCUGAAGUCCAUCGUGGUGCAGAUUGGCAUUGAGGAUUACUUCGAGGACCCCAACAGCCCAGAGGCCAGAAAACUUUUCGAGGAGAUGGUCAACAAGCUGCAGGCACUGAAGAAGCGUCCAGGCUUCUCGAAAAUCCUCCAUGUGAAAGCUGACGUUUUAUGCUAACCCUCUGCGCUGUGCUGAGAGCUAGUUCUAGGCGCCACCACACCUGCCCCUGACUCCACGGCCUCACCGCCUGAGGGUGAAUGUACUGCACUCAGAGAACAGACUCAGAAGGGAGGAAGGCUACACACUUGAGAGUGACGGAGGACUUCUCAAGCCCACAUCAUGAAACAGACCUCCAUUCACACAGAGCAGAACACCAACACUUCAACAUCACUUUGAAUCGACUUCAGUGGACAAUCUGGGUCUUCUAUUGACUUCUUGCCAAGCAGAACCUUUACACGUAAACUUCAUUCUCAGUGUGAAACUAUAUGAUGAUAGAUGACUUCAUAGCACACAUCCGCAAACUGGGAAACACAGAAUUACAAAAUUUACGAAAUCAAUUGUUUUCUAGAAGACUGAUGGUUGCAUCUAAUGUCUUAGGAACGUUUCUCUGAAAGAGCACAUGUUCAGCUUGCAGACGGGAAUGGUAGUGUGUGUUGGUUUGCAUUGACUGGAGUCAGGAGUGCUCGUCCUGUACGUACGACCUGCCACUUACAACUUCCUCUGGGCUCAUCCCCAGCACUGGCUGUCUGGAUGAAUAAACAAAGACAGUAUGUGAGUAUGAGUCUUAGUGUGUGUGUGUGUGUCUGUGUGUUGUGUGUGUGUGUGUGUGUGUGUGUGUGUGUGUGUGUGUGUGUGUGUGU